AUGACAAGGGAUUUGGAUUUGCUGAUGAGCCACUGGUCAGGUUGUGGGGAGUCUGGAAGGAGGCGGCAAGCCCGGCUGCAGAAGGAGCUCGCAGAAGCAGCAAAGGAACCUCUCCCAGCUGAGCAGGAUGAUGACAUUGAAGUCCUUGUGGAUGAAACCUCCGAUCACGCCGAGGAGGCCUCUCCGGUGCGGGCCGUCAGCAGAGCAGCCGCUAAGCGACUCUCGCAGCCUGCUGGAGGCCUUCUGGAUUCUAUCACUAAUAUCUUUGGUCUGUCCGAGUCUCCCCUAUUGGGACAUCACUCUUCCGAUGCUGCCAGGAGGCGCUCUGUGUCUUCCUUUCCAGUUCCCCAGGAUAACGUGGAUAUUCAUCCUGGCUCUACUAAAGAAGUGCGGGUGCCAACAACUGCGAUGUGUGUCUUCGACGCUCAUGAUGGGGAGGUCAAUGCUGUGCAGUUCAGUCCGGGUUCCCGGCUCCUCGCCACGGGAGGCAUGGAUCGGAGGGUGAAGCUCUGGGAAGUGUUCGGAGACAAAUGUGAGUUCAAGGGUUCCCUGUCCGGCAGUAAUGCAGGAAUUACAAGCAUUGAAUUUGAUAGUGCUGGAUCUUACCUCUUAGCAGCGUCAAAUGAUUUUGCAAGCCGCAUCUGGACUGUGGAUGACUAUCGGUUACGGCAUACACUCACGGGACACAGCGGCAAAGUGCUGUCUGCCAAGUUCCUGCUGGACAAUGCGCGUAUUGUUUCUGGAAGUCACGACCGGACCCUCAAACUCUGGGAUCUACGCAGCAAAGUCUGCAUAAAGACGGUAUUUGCGGGAUCCAGCUGCAAUGAUAUUGUCUGCACAGAGCAGUGUGUGAUGAGUGGACAUUUUGACAAGAAAAUUCGUUUCUGGGACAUCCGAUCAGAGAGUAUUGUCCGAGAGAUGGAGCUCUUGGGAAAGAUUACUGCCCUGGACUUAAACCCAGAAAGAACUGAACUCCUCAGCUGCUCCCGAGAUGACCUGCUAAAAAUUAUUGACCUACGAAUAAAUGCUGUCAGACAGACAUUCAGCGCGCCGGGCUUCAAGUGCGGCUCCGACUGGACGAGAGUUGUGUUCAGCCCUGACGGCAGUUACGUGGCAGCAGGCUCGGCCGAGGGCUCUCUCUACAUCUGGAGCGUGCUCUCUGGGAAAGUGGAGAAGGUCCUUUCAAAGCAUCACAGCUCAGCGAUCAACGCCGUGGCCUGGUCACCUGCCGGCUCCCACGUCGUCAGCGUGGACAAAGGAAGCAAAGCUGUGCUGUGGUCAGAGUACUGAGGGCACCUCGUCAGGAGAGAGCGGAUCAGAAGCUGGAGGGGCAUGCGGGCCCCACGGCUCUGUCCUGGCAGGUGGCGCCUGGGCUGUGGCUUUGACCUCCAGAGAAGAGCCCGAGCCGUGGGGCGCAGUAGCCUGCCUGUGAGCAGAGCUCCCGAGGGUCGUGGCCGAGGUCCCGUGGCCUGAAAGAGUAACACUGAGAGAAACCUGACGCUGCGGUCGCUCAGCAGAGGUUCAGGUUCUUGCCUUGAUUCAAGUGGGAAACACUACUGGCUCUGAUCUUGCAUACCUCAGCGGGGGGAGCGUGGGCACCUGCUGGCUUCGUCCCUGGGCGGUGGUGCCGCAGAUGCCCCCUGCACCGGGUGUUGCUUCUCCCCCUGUGCUUUCUCCCGUCCUCCAAAGUGGGUUCUGGCCUGAUGAAUGUCCUGUCACCUUGGGGUCGUUUUCCCAGGGAACUUGCUUUAAUCAUGCAUUAACACAAACCCAGAUGGGAUUACCCCUGCCCUCAGGUAGCCCACAGGGACGGUGGGACUGUGGUCCCCCCGCUGGUCUGUGUCUUUAUUACGAGGCUCUUACUCUGAUCUCACCUGAUCACUGUUGGAAUUCCCUUAGGUCUCCUAAACUGUUCUUAGAAAGCAACUGUUCUUCAAAACGCCUUCCUCCCGCCCCCCCAAUUCUACAUAUCUAUCUCUUGGUCAAGAAGUAAAUCUCAAUUUGGUUUAAAAACAAAAAAAAAAAUUGGCGGUGGGUAGAAGAAGUGCACAACCCUUUUUCCAGAGAAGCGGGUGAGCUGCAGGAAUAGACUGUAUUCCCGGAUCAUCUGUAGCUUCUCAGAAGGUGGGCCGCCCCCUUCCUCCCGGCUGUGCUGGGGUUACAGUUGCUGGUGGUGUGGGACUGGAGGCCUCCAGUGUGUUAUUACCCUGGAGCCAGUAGUUCCAGGUCGCUGCCCCUUCGCCAAGCCUAUGUGCAAUACCCGCUCGGUGCUUUAGUGCAGGAAGCCCAUUCCAGGAAGCGUGGGAAUGCCGUCUUUCGAUUUCGGGACUUGCGAGCAAGGCCGGGAAGAAACUAGCCUGUGCAUUUUUUUUUUUUUUUAAACGCUUGUCUUUACCAUCUUACUCGUUUAUAAAAUUCUAGUUCCUUGAAUGACUGAAACACCAAUAUUUUUAUCACUUACUCAUUCGCACUUUAAUUUUCUUCCUUCCAGACUUGCUCUCUGGACAUGUGUGGAGCGGGGCUCACGCAGGGCGAGGACGGGCUGCGCGCUCCCUCUCAUGCUGCUGGCGGCUCCGUUCUCCCCUUUCCCUGCCCUCGCCUCCCCUUUGCAGUUUGCUGUUCAGAGAGCUCGUGCUGAGGGGAGUUGAAAUUCACAGGCCAGGGCAUGUCUUUUAUUUAUUUAAUUAUGUUGCCCAACAGAACUUGAUUGUAAAUAAAAAAGAAAUCUGUUAUGUACUUUUCACACUC
This is a messenger RNA of Physeter macrocephalus (sperm whale), 2748 nucleotides long. It is a transcript of the gene ATG16L1, whose product is annotated as autophagy related 16 like 1. Lineage: Eukaryota; Metazoa; Chordata; Mammalia; Artiodactyla; Physeteridae. The coding region runs from base 1 to 1290 and encodes 429 amino acids. The transcript is spliced from 15 exons. Gene Ontology annotation, biological process: negative stranded viral RNA replication; autophagosome assembly. Gene Ontology annotation, molecular function: protein binding. Gene Ontology annotation, cellular component: autophagosome membrane. The record is from RefSeq and is a predicted model, not a curated record.